GUUGUGGAAUACACAAAGCACAAAUAAACUUCAGACAUGAUCUAAACAAGAGGCGACCCUUCCCCACUUGCCUUUUUUCUUUUUUGUUGGUGUCAGUCCAUCCUAGGUUAUCAAAUAUAGGGUAUUUGGAGGCCAAGAGGAGCGGCUGUUAGGUCCUUUAUGUGCUGACUUCACAGAUCUAUGAAUAUUCCUUUCCAUCAGAAAUGCUGGGAUCUAAAUGGUGUCUUUUCAGUUUCUAAAUAUAGAUGGAGAUAUCACUUUAUCCAAAUCUGGAGAGAAUGUUAGAGAGACAAGCACACUGAGAGAGAGAGAAAGAGAGAGAUAGGAAAUUGAAAUUGGUAUUUUGAUUUUAGGGUACUGAGUAGCAAGUGGGAUGCUGCUGUUAUUAUGGCGCGGAGACAAUGGACAUCUGUUAGUUCCAUGAUCAAGGCUUCGGCUUUAUAUUGGUAUGCAGUAAUCACCCGUCGCUCCGGUUGGUGGACCAACAAACGUCUUACAAGUUGGACCCUCAAAGUGAUGAUUCAGUAUAUUCAAGAUCGUAUCACAUGGAAAUCUGUGUGCCCCCAUCGCUGUCCAACUCUUGGUUCACAUAUUCUGCCUGCUCUAUCAUUGAGUGUUGUGUACACUCUCUGCCCAAAGGUUAACCCCCCACCUCCCAACCCUUCAACAAAAACAGCUUGCCCUAUUUCUUUGUACCUUGCCAUUGUUAAGAAGGCUGUGGAGCAUAUAUGCAUUAGGCCCACUGAUCUUCUUGUUCUCUCUCUUUAUUGCUAUAGCCACAUGAUUUCUGUAGGCUUUUUACAUUGAUAGUUGAUAAGGUUAGUGUCUCAUUCGCACCUAGGCCUCCUGUUCCAUGUAUACCUAGUUGUUUGGUGCUGCUAUUUACUAUGGCGUACAAGUUCCAAAUUGCACGUUGUUCUCUCAUAUUAUAUGAGAAAGAAAGACACGGACACAAGUUUAAUAAACCCUACACAAAUUAUGGUAGACUUUACUGAAAUUACUUUUGUAUCUUUUUUUUUUCCUCAUGGUGUACAUAAGACUUUGAAAAGAAGAUAAGCGGCUGUGAAUUUGUUUGGAAUAUUUAAUCUAUGCCUAUAUUUCUAUUGAAAGUGACCGAAACAUAUAAUGCAAAUAAUACAUAAU
This is a messenger RNA of Abrus precatorius (Indian licorice), 1143 nucleotides long. RefSeq lists its product as uncharacterized. The transcript has 4 exons. NCBI's taxonomy places the organism in Eukaryota, Viridiplantae, Streptophyta, Magnoliopsida, Fabales, Fabaceae. The record is from RefSeq and is a predicted model, not a curated record. The coding region runs from base 388 to 807 and encodes 139 amino acids.